Molecule: messenger RNA, 1382 nt
Organism: Myxocyprinus asiaticus (Chinese sucker)
Lineage: Eukaryota; Metazoa; Chordata; Actinopteri; Cypriniformes; Catostomidae
Product: tetratricopeptide repeat protein 24
Exons: 8
Coding region: 11-1324 (437 amino acids)
Molecular function (GO): protein binding
Source: RefSeq, a predicted model, not a curated record
CUGUGAGUUCAUGGCCUCUGAUGGAUCUCCUGUCAGAGAUGCUCGUGAGAAGCAGCAGAAAAAGAAGCAGAAGAAAGCAGAGAAGAUCAGGACGGACAGAUCUGAUGUGGAAUCCGACGCUCAGGUGGAGAUUGAAAGUCUGACUGCAUCUGGACACGCAGCGCUGCAGACCGGAGACCGUACCGCAGCCCUGCAGUGCUUCAAGAACGCAUUAAGAACUGCCACAAAGCUGAGAGAGCGGAGGCUGCAGAGGACGUGUGCGUUUAAUCUGGGCGCAGCGUAUGUGGAGGCUGGUAAACCUCAGAAGGGGCUGGACUUCCUGUCACAGUCUCAGCCGGGUGAGAGAGGCGAGCAGAUCGCAGACCUGCAGUUUAAUCUUGCGACGGCUCACGAGGCGCUGGGAGACCAAACGCAGGCCACUCGGCAUUACCUGCAGGCUGCGCAGCUGUACCGCUCGCAGGGAGAUGCCAGUGCAGAAGCAGACACCUGUGUCAAACUCGCUCAAUGCCACCUGCAGAGAAAGGAGUGGGCUGCGGCUGCAGAGAGUUUGCAGCAUGCUGCAGGGAGUUAUAAAGUGGUGGGAAAUACGACUGCAGCUGCGCAGGCCCUGAAGGACGCUGGCAAACACAUGCUGCAGAGUGGCAACUGCGCUAUUGAUGACAUCAUCAGCGUGCUGACCGACAGCCUGGAGAUGAGCGCCAACAUCACAGAUCACGAAACGCUGGGAAAGCUAUUGAAUAACGUGGGUUUGAGUUUCUCGCAGUUGCGUCUGUUUUCCGAGGCCUGUGAGUGUUUUGAACAGGCUUUGCCACUGGUCGCUUCUAAACCGCACAGACUGGCAGUGGUCCUGCAGAAUCUGGGUGCCAUUCACAACACUCUGGGUCAGUACGAGCAGGCGCUGAGAUACCACAGAGAGGCAGCAGCGUUACACGGCUCCCUGGGCAGUCGUGGUGCUCAGGGUCAGUGUUUCAGUAAUCUAGGUUUUGCUCACGUGGAGUUGGGUGAGCUGGACGAGGCGUGGGAGAGUUACCUGCAUGCCCAACAGGCCUUCAGAGACACAGAUAACCCGUCUGGUCUCUGGCAGGCCUGUGAGGGUCUCGGUAGGAUUAAGCUGCAGAUGAGGGACCCAGAGAAAGCUGUUGUCUACUAUAAAGAUGCCCUGCGACUGCUGUGCAAAUGCCAGGAAGUGUCUAGUUCAGUGCAGGAGCGUUUGGUCAGUAAACUGAGUGAAGCUUUACAGCAGAAGCUGCUACUUCAACAGAGAGGACCGCCAAUGCAACGACACAUCCUGGAGCGAAACCAUAAUAGACGACAGCCACGGUAACACAGCAUAACGGUCACCACAAAUGAUUGAUGCUUGUCCUUUUCUGUGAUUUAAGCUG